Anopheles maculipalpis is the source of this 501-nucleotide messenger RNA. RefSeq lists its product as uncharacterized. The record is from RefSeq and is a predicted model, not a curated record. The transcript is spliced from 2 exons. Gene Ontology annotation, molecular function: carbohydrate binding. Lineage: Eukaryota; Metazoa; Arthropoda; Insecta; Diptera; Culicidae. Bases 21 to 500 code for a protein of 159 amino acids.
UCUUGUAGUACGGUGCAAAUAUGACCAAACGUCCAUUUACGGCCAAAUUCCCGAAAACUCCCGAAAAUGGUGAUGAAGUGCUGAUACGAGGCAAGCUGCACAACGAUGCAAGAAGUUUUUCCGUGAAUUUCUGCCUUCCGCGGCCACCCCAUCAAACGGAGCACGAUACACCGUCCUUCAUUUUGUACCAUUUUAAAACGAUUUACGACGAUGCAAGCAACGCCAGCCGAGUGGUGCAAAACUGGAAGAAUCUUCACUGGCAGCAGGAGGAAGUGUUCGAGAACCGUUGGCACGUGGAUCGAAGCAAAACAUUUCGCGUAAUAUUCCGACUGCACGAAGACUGUAUCAAGAUGUUCGUUAACAGUGUGGACCAUCCGCCGGACUAUGAGUUUUCGGUACAGUUGCCGCUCGAUCAGGUCGAAUCGAUCGAGCUGUGGGACGAUGUGGAGAACGUGGAGGAGAUAUCAUUCCGGUACGAUAACAGAACCCGUAAGUCAUGAG